AUGAGUCUCUCAAGGAGAAUUUGCAUAGAAUGGCCACCAGAGGUACCCGAAGAAGAAACAAAAACGAUGGUUUUUACUUCUCCUCAAAAUCAUUUUGUUGAUGUCAGAAUAUACAAAAACAGGUAUCCAUAUCUAUCCCAAGACACAAAUGUUUUCCUUGACGAUUUGUUUCAAUGGUGUAUGUCAGGGGUAGAGGAGCCUAUAUAUGGUACCAAUAAGAUUAAAUUUUUGCACGAUGUGGACUCACAGGUUAUUUCAAAAUCAAUCAAGUUACAUAUACCCUUGCACGAAGCAGUUGGAGAACCUGACAUUGGAGACUUCUCUCUGAAAACCGAAUCAGGGGACAGAAUUGAAACAGGGCUGAUGAUUAAUCCAGCGUCUAGCUUGAAACAAGACUACGUUGAAAUCUGGCGUUCGUUGGAUCCAAAUCAACAUACACCAACGAUAGAAGUAAAAGAGAAAUGUCCCCCAGAAGAAUUUGAUGUUACAGUAUUAAAAGUCUCCUCUGACAGAUAUGAAGGGAAGGUCAUUAAAUUAGGCAACUGGACCCAAGGGAUCUUACAUGAUAAACACAAUCUGAAAAUGCCCUUGCAUGUUAUAAGAUCUUUUUUUAACUCUUCAACGCAUCAAACUGUUCCUUUGAUUCAAUAUGGUGACAUGGAGCUAUUUCCCGCAGAUUCUGACUAUGUGUUGAACUCAUCGAUUCACAUUAAUGAUACUCUAACUUGGAAAUGUAUAGAAAAGUAA
Molecule: messenger RNA, 747 nt
Organism: Priceomyces carsonii
Lineage: Eukaryota; Fungi; Ascomycota; Pichiomycetes; Serinales; Debaryomycetaceae
Exons: 1
Coding region: 1-747 (248 amino acids)
Source: RefSeq, a predicted model, not a curated record